UAAUUGGUGGGAAAGAAUCUCUGGUUUUGCGGUUUUCUGUUAAGUGCCACAGCCCGUGCCUCAGUCAGUGGCAGUUUACCCUCCCUGCCGCCCCUCCUUUAUGGGCUUGUCGCGAGUUCUGAGCGACCCUAAGAACUCUGGGCUCUCGACACAACAGCGGCCGCAGUCGCUCCGGGGCCGCUUCUCACAUCGCUCCACCCCUCGCUUCGUUCCGCUCAGAUCGCGGUGAAACGAGCGGAGCCGAGUAGCCGGGCGGAGUGCAGCCGAACGAACGGUACUGAGUGAGUGGAGUCGAGUCCAGUCAAGCAGAACCGAGUGGGCCGAGCCACACCGAAUAGCACGGAGCAGGAAUCUAUCAAGUGGCGGCCGCCACCAUGAAGCGGGACCGGCUUGGCCGCUUCCUGUCGCCUGGGACGGCUCGGCAGCGCGGGAGUUCGGGCGGCAGCUGUGGAAGCGGUCGGACUCGGGGUCGCCCUUCUCGCACCGGCGCAGCCAGCGCUGAUGGGGCGGCGGCUUUGGCGGCAGCACAACUCAGCUGGGGCUCGACGCGCUCUUGCGGGGACACAGGCGAGGACGGUACCGACGAGGCAGGAGCAGGCCGAACUCUUGCCAUGGGGCACUGUCGCCUCUGCCAUGGGAAGUUUUCCUCACGGAGCCUCCGCAGUAUCUCUGACAGAGUACCUGGGGAGACCUCAGAGAGACUGUCCCCAGGGGAGCGUGUCUUCAUUAGGGACUUCCAGCGUCUGCUGGGUGUUGCUGUGCACCAGGACCCAGCCCUGCCUCAGUUUGUCUGCAAGAACUGCUACACCCAGUUCUAUCAGUGCCACAGCCUUCUCAGGUCCUUCUUACAGAGAGUCAAUGUCUCCCCGGCUGGCCAGCGGAAGCCUUGUACAAAGGUUGGUGUUCAGCCUCCCACAGUGGCAGAGGAGGGAGCAUGUAUGGCUGAUCUGAUCACCUCGAGCCCUCGGUGUCUGCACAGCUUGGUGGGCUGGGUACAUGAACAUGCAGCCAACUGUGGGUCUCUGCCCAGCCUCCAGAGGACACUGUCCUCUGAGUACUGUGGCAUCAUCCAGGCUGUGUGGGGCUGUGACCAGGGCCAUGACUUCACCAUGGACACAGACUCCAGCUGCAGAGCUCUCCUUUUGGACAGUGCAUUAGCAGUGAAAUGGGCAUGGGGCAAGGAGAUGUCACCACGGCUGUCCCAGAGCUCAGAGUUAAACACCACUGGAGCUGCCUCUCAGCUCUGCCAGGCCAGAGGAACCCAAGUUGGAUCUGAGACCAAGACACCACCCAGUGUGGAUGUGGCCCUGCUGCACUCACAUGGAGACUCUGUGGGACCUGGAAUAGGCCCCUAUACUCAGCCAAACUUGGCUCCCAGUGAGGCCCCAGGGCAACUGGGUGAGAAGCAGGUUCCAUCUUCAACCUCGGAUGAUCGGGUAAAAGACGAGUUCAGUGACCUUUCUGAGGGAGACUUCCUGAGUGAAGAUGAGAAUGAUAAGAAGCAAAACCCACAGUCCUCGGAUGAGUCCUUUGAGCCUUACCCAGAAAAGAAGGUCUCUGGUAAGAAGAGCGAAAGCAAAGAAGCCAAGAAGCCUGAAGAGCCCAAAAUCAGAAAGAAGCCCGGGCCCAAGCCUGGAUGGAAGAAGAAGCUCCGAUGUGAGAGGGAGGAGCUGCCCACCAUCUACAAGUGUCCUUACCAGGGCUGCACAGCUGUAUACCGCGGGGCUGAUGGCAUGAAGAAACACAUUAAGGAGCAUCAUGAGGAGGUCCGGGAGAGACCCUGCCCACAUCCUGGCUGCAACAAGGUAUUCAUGAUCGACCGAUACCUGCAGCGACAUGUGAAGCUCAUCCACACAGAGGUACGCAAUUACAUCUGUGACGAAUGUGGGCAGACCUUCAAGCAGCGGAAGCACCUUCUUGUCCACCAGAUGCGUCACUCGGGAGCCAAGCCACUGCAGUGUGAGAUCUGUGGGUUCCAGUGCAGGCAACGAGCAUCCCUCAAGUAUCACAUGACCAAACACAAAGCAGAGACUGAGCUGGACUUCGCCUGUGACCAGUGUGGCCGUCGGUUUGAAAAGGCCCACAACCUCAACGUGCAUAUGUCCAUGGUACAUCCUCUGACCCAGACCCAGGACAAAGUCCUGCCCUUGGAAGCAGAGCCCCCACCUGGGCCCCUGAGCCUUUCUGGGACCAUGGAGGGCCAAGCUGUGAAGCCUGAGCCUACCUGAGAACUUCAGGUGGAGCACUGGGCAUCUUGAGCUGCUUGAACUCAGCAGGUGUGACGUGAGGUUUAAAGACAUUAAUGUUCCUCACUUCCCCACUGGCAUGGUUUGCUUGCCCGUUGGGCCCAUUGCUGCACUCCACCCCACAUACCCAGCAGCCAUGUGUCGGAGGGCACCUCUCUCAGGGCGAGGGAGGUAGGCUUGGUGUGUACUUCAACCUGCUGUGGUACCAGCAGUUUAUUUUCCUAUGGACACUGAGCAAUUUAAGGCUAGAAACAAAUUAUGAAUAAUUAAUUUUUUUCCUAACUAGAGCAAUCAAGGAGAUUUGUAAUCUACUUUCUAGUGUAACAAGAACUCCAUGUAAUGCUUGCAAUAAAUUAUUCACAAAGGUGCCAGCUGGUGCACUGAGAUGGGUACAGUCAGAACAGAUGAGGCUCCUGGGAGAGAUCAAAGCUGGGGACAGCCUGCCGCCUCUGCAGGAGGGCGUUGCUCAUCUCAGGGUCAUAGUCUCUUCGACCAGCCAGCAGCUAUGAGAAAACAUAUUGAUUAGUACCCAUAGACUCUCAGGAUAGCCAAAGUAAGUUGUUUGCAGAUCAAGAACUAGUGGGCACUUGAGAUGUGCUGCCAGCACGGGGGGUCUGUGGUGUGCAACUAACCAUCUCAAAUGUCACAGGCCUGUGACUUCUCAUUUUACCCAAGUUGUGAAAUCAGCUCAAGGAUAUCUCUUUGGUUGUUACCUCUGUCAUGUUGGAGAAACACUUUUCUGGGCACUGAGGUAUUAGCUGCAGCAGAAAAAUACGUGCUUCUGUUAUCAGUUGUACAGGGCUACCCUAGAACGGAAACAGGUGGUCAUGAAUGAGGCACACUGAAUCAGUACUAGCAUAUGUCACUUGCUGUUCCUAAGGAAUGGCUGCCUCAUAGGCUUGGGGAGCUCACCUGGAGCAAGGAGUGGCCUUGGAGCUUUAAGCUUUUGCUGGCCUGAGGUAACCCAGUCCCGGUUUCCCCAUCUACAAAGAGCUGCAUCAGCUUGAGGUACAUGUCGACAGCAACAUACAGGAAAGCCUCUUCCUUGAUGAUGGCAUGUUCACUGAAGUAGGAGAGAAGACUGCAGGCAAAGGGGAAAUGAUAAAGGACUUGUAGAUACUGAGAGGUAAGGAGCAGUUAGCACAGAAGGUGCACACCUAUUUGUGUAACAGAGUGACAAGGGAGACCUUGGGGAAACAAUGCAAGGCUGGGCUUACUCACCAUUGCCUAGCAGGUAGUUACCUGUAGAAAGCAAAUGGUAGCAACCUGGUGUGCUGACCUGGAGCCAGGUGGAGGAGGUGCCCCAGCUCAGCAUCUGUAAAAUUGAGGAGUUCAAACAGUUCUUUAGGUUCCUGAACCCAGUGUCAGUGCUGUGGGAUGACCCCAAGGUGUCAUGUGCUCUGAGGAGGCUUUUCUCUAGCUGUGGUGACCUAUAGGGGCUUGUGAUCUAUACUGGGGGCACCUGUUAAGAGCUCCUGGGAAGGAGGGUCACUCCCCCUUGGUCUGAGAAAAUGAGGGUGAUAUGCUCAUACAGGAGAACAGAGACUGGAGGUUUAACAAGUACUCUCCCACUGCUCCCCUACAAUGUGCCUAUGGGUAGCAACAUUCUGAAUUUUUGAGUGUCCCAGUCGACUCUAAUGUUGCUUUAAAUGGGUACGUCCUGAAUUUGUACCCCAAAUGAAGUAGGGUCUAUAAACUCAGUAAAGUUAAACCCAUAAAAGGUGA
Cricetulus griseus (Chinese hamster) is the source of this 3971-nucleotide messenger RNA. NCBI's taxonomy places the organism in Eukaryota, Metazoa, Chordata, Mammalia, Rodentia, Cricetidae. The record is from RefSeq and is a predicted model, not a curated record.